Molecule: messenger RNA, 834 nt
Organism: Mycena indigotica
Lineage: Eukaryota; Fungi; Basidiomycota; Agaricomycetes; Agaricales; Mycenaceae
Product: Ov-16 antigen
Exons: 2
Coding region: 10-834 (274 amino acids)
Source: RefSeq, a predicted model, not a curated record
CUCAACAUCAUGAUCCACUCUCUUCUCUUUGCUCUGCCUUUCCUGCUUACUGUUUCUGCUGUUUCAACGAAAGAUAUCAGCACUGCCUUUUCUCAGGCUGGAAUUAUUCCAAACGUUGUUCCAAUCUUCGACGCUACCGCCGUUCUCGACGUGGUUUACUCAGAUCCCUCCACGCUUAAACCUCUAACUGUGACUCUGGGGGGUAAUCUCACCGUUCAACAAACACAAACCAUCCCCAAGUUCUUUGUGAAGCCCGCAUCUGGGGACCAGGAAUAUGUCGUAGCGUUCUUUGACCCCGACGCUCCAACUCCGCAAAAUACUUCGCUGGCUCAGUUCCGCCACUACGUAGGCGGAGGUUACAAAGCUGGGAGCGAUGGCGCACUUACUAACAACACGCCUGCGUUGACCGAGUACAUUGGUCCUGGGCCUCCUCCAGGUUCUGAUCCCCAUCGGUUCUUUCUUCCCUCUCAACCUCAACACAUUGAACUGAUUCACACACCCAGUUACCUCAUUCUCGUCUUUGCCCAACCGUCCGACUUCAGCGCCAAAGCGCCUUCUAUCCUGAAUGCGACUACUCCCCGCACAAACUUCAACGUCACCACCUUUAGCGCUCAACUCGGUCUCGGUGCUCCCAUCACAGGGACGUUCUGGUUCACUGGACCCGAGAAUCCCAAAGAUGCUUCCUCACCAAGCGGUACUCCAACAUCGUUGAAAGGGAGCUCGACCGCUAAGCCACCGCCAAGCGCCGCUCCUUCUAGCGCCCGCCAUCUUCGACUUGACGUGCUGGCAGCGAUAACAGGUGCGAUGUUGGCCAUUGUCGUUGCAUUAGUCUAG